GCAGAUCCCGUAGCGGAGAUCCGUCACUCGCCGGAGAGCUGCGCCGUUCCGCAAUAAGAUGAGUACCGGGCUGUAGCGUCUCUCUCUCUAUCUCUCUCUCACACUCUCUCCCUCCUCCUCCUCCUCCUCCCAGCGCCUGUGUGUGCAGCCAGCGACAGCAGAAGCCGGUGGCGAUGGAGACAGCGGCGGGGCAGCAGGCAGAGAGCGGGCACAACCUCCCGGGCACGGUCAAUGCAGCGGAGAGUGCGGGCGGGGCGGCACCGCCACCACCUCCAACAAAAGAUUUCUCCCCUGUCUCGGAUGAACCGGUUUCAGAUGCAUCUGAAGCAAAGACUUCACCAUCAUCCGAGGAUUCUGCUCACCUGGCUGCAGGUUCCUUAGAGACACCAUCUCAUCCAGCUGCUGCAGCUCCAGUGCCCGUCACAGGUGAGGGAGGAGUCAAGCCUCAGGCAGCUUCCACCAAGGGCAAGAUGCAGGUCUUCACAUCUACAUCUGCAAAAUCCUCAACAGCUAGGGCCCAGGCUGCUGCCAGCUCUAAGAGGGCCAUUAAAGCUCCCAGUGCCAGCAAAUCUAUCGGUCCCGUCGCCAGCCCCAAAAGACUCCUCUCCUCGAUAAACCAUGGCGGCACGGGUGCUAAAGUGCCGACUGCAAAGCCUCGUGACUCCGCGCCGGAGGUCAGCAGAAGUCGACUGCCAGCAGCCAAAGGGUCAAAAGCCACAGCCAGACCGGCGGCCACGCAGAAGGAAUCUAGUCACUCGCCAGACCACCGACGGGCCACAGGGGACUCUGUGGCCAAGCCAGGAGCGGGUGGGAGUGGAUGCAGCAGCCCAGGAGGUCCUGGGACCCCCAGCAACCGAUCGCGUACUUCGUCUCAGCAGUCCUCGGGGUCCACUAAGGACAUAAAGAAAGUGGCUGUUGUACGCACGCCCCCAAAGUCCCCCGCGGCUGGCAAGGCACGUCUGGCCCCCGUCGCUGCACCCAUGCCCGAUCUGAAAAACGUCAGGUCCAAGAUUGGAUCCACAGAAAACAUUAAACACACCCCAGGCGGGGGAAAGGUGCAAAUCGUCCACAAGAAGGAAGAUUACAGCACCGUGCAGGCAAAGUGCGGCUCCAAGGACAAGAUCCGAUAUAUGCCAGGAGGUGGAAACGUACAAAUAACGAGCAAGAAGGUUGAUCUGAGUCACAUCUCCUCAAAAUGUGGAUCUAAAGAUAAUAUCCGUCACAAGCCAGGUGGCGGUAAUAUCGAGAUCAAAUCACAGAAAGUUGUCUACAAAGACAAAGCCCAGUCCAAGAUUGGUUCGAUGGACAACAUCACCCACACACCAGGAGGGGGCGCCAAGAAGAUUGAAACUCACAAGCUGUCUUUCCGCGAGUCAGCUAGAGCCCGCACAGAUCACGGUGCAGAAAUCGUCUACGUAUCCCCGACCCCUUCCAACGAGGGCUCCCCUUGCCGACUCAGCAACGUGUCCUCCACUGGCAGCAUCAACAUGAUGGAGUCUCCACAGCUCGCCACACUCGCUGACCAGGUCUCGGCCUCUCUGGCCAAGCAGGGCUUGUGACUGUUGUUUUCAAGCAAGUUUGAAGUUUGCACCUGUCUAAACGAACCUGGCGUCUGAUCUUGCAUACACCACCUCUGGGUUUGCCUGCAUCUCUGACCAGUUACAGACAGUGGUGCUUUGUUGUCUUUUGUGUGUUCAUUCUUGAUCUGCAUUAUUUAGGCUUUUUGAGAAGUCUGGGAUGUUAGAAGUAGCUUGUCCCUUUAUUUAGAGAUUAGUUGCUAAGAUACAGUAAUGGCUGAAAUGUAAUGAAUGGUACAA
This is a messenger RNA of Amblyraja radiata (thorny skate), 1817 nucleotides long. It is a transcript of the gene maptb, whose product is annotated as microtubule-associated protein tau b. Gene Ontology annotation, cellular component: neuron projection. The record is from RefSeq and is a predicted model, not a curated record. NCBI's taxonomy places the organism in Eukaryota, Metazoa, Chordata, Chondrichthyes, Rajiformes, Rajidae. Gene Ontology annotation, biological process: neuron projection development; microtubule cytoskeleton organization. Gene Ontology annotation, molecular function: microtubule binding. The coding region runs from base 174 to 1559 and encodes 461 amino acids. The transcript is spliced from 12 exons.